AUGAUAAUUAAUUCAUCAAAUAAAGUCAAAGUAUCUCCAUCUUCUAAAACUAUCGUUUCAGCUGCACGUUCACGUACAAUUCGUGCUAGUCGAGAAUUAAAUUUAUUUUCUGAUAAUCCAUUUUGGUCACCAAUAUUAACAUUGAACGAACAAAUUCUUAGUACUCGACUUUUUCUUAUAUUUAUUUCAAUAUCUCUAUUAGUCGUUAUUGGUUAUGCUAGUUUAACUAUUCGAACACAUGAUAGAACUUUAAAUAAAUUUUCUAUAUCGGAUUUUGAACGACUUGAAACACUCUAUCCAAGUACAAUUAAUGUUCCAUGUACUGAAGUAUCAAUACCUUUUAAUAAAUUUUUGGAUUUUUCUCCUCGAUUUCAUCAAAUAUGUUUAAGUCCAUUUAUUGGAAAAAAAUGGAUCUCAUCUUUAUUUCUCCUUAAUGCAACAUCUCAUAAUAUUUUGGAUUUUCGUACAUUUGCUUUUUCUCAAUAUCGUUCUCUUCGCUUACUUUGUCAUUUAGCACGUCAAGCUGUGAAUGAUACUCAUCGUACAUUUAAUUCUACUCAUUUAGUUAAUCGUAAUGCUUUUUCACGAGCUCAGUUUAAUGAAAUAGCUUCUGUUCUUACUGAUAACCUUCAUAGAAAUGUUUUAACAAAUGAAAAACGAACUGCAAGAGUAGUAUCAACGAUUAUAGCACAGAAUCGAUUAUUAUCAGCUUUACAUACAAACUAUUAUGUUCAAUCUAUACCUGGUUCAAGAACAUAUACAACAUUUCACACAGUCUAUUUAGAAAUAAAUGAAACAGAGAACUCAUUUUGUGAUUGUUUAUUGAAAGCAAAUCAAUGUACAUAUCCAGCUGGUGCUUUUUAUAAUUGGACUUUACCAGAAUUAGGAAAACCAGCUAAAAAUAAUCCACCACCUCAAUUUCAGGCAAGUAAAUUUUUUUUUUUGAUUAUAUAA
Molecule: messenger RNA, 954 nt
Organism: Rotaria sordida
Lineage: Eukaryota; Metazoa; Rotifera; Eurotatoria; Philodinida; Philodinidae
Source: the annotation of a GenBank genome assembly